AUGGAUUCACUGUGGUGUCCCAUCCUCCUCGCUGCAUUGGCUCUCAGCCUCUGCCAUCCGCCUGCCCUCGCUGACCGAAAAUUUGGUUGCCUGUUUGAGGACGAGCUCUGCACACCAUAUGAGUUCUGCGUCAAUGAUGGAGUAUUUGGAAGGUGCCAGGAGUUGGCCGGCGCAGACCUGUACACAUAUGAUAUUUCUCCCUCUGCGCUGCAACGCCUCAGGAUCCUCCUACAGAAACUGGCUCACAGAGGUUUGACGUGGCAGGAUGACAUCACCCAGCAGGUGAUAUCCAGAGAGCUUUCCAAACUGAGGAGGGUCCCCCUCCGCCGCCAGGCCACGCCCCCCAGCCCCCUGACAUCCUACAGCAGCUCCAGAGACAGGAAGCUGAAGCCUGUGGAGGCAGAGCUUAGUAGGAGUCUUCAGAAGUACCUGACAGACCUGAGCUUCCUGUCACAGCCUGAGGCACUUGGACAACCCGGAGUCCAACGUGAGGGAGGCACCAAUCAGAAUGAAGACAUCAGAUCUGAUGGCCAUUUGGAUUCCAGCCAGCCAAAGCCCCAGUCGGGCUGGAAGACGACCACUAUCUACAGCCUUCAGAAAGGAGCUGGCCAGACUCCAGUUACCAAAGUCUUUACCCAGAGUGGAGAGGGCAGGCAUCCUCAUCUCGCUCCAGCCCACUCCAACCAGGACUCAGAGAGGAGCAGGCCUCUUUCCAGACAACUGGAACGCCUUCUUGCUGGAGUAACAAGCCCCCAGCAGGGCAUCUCAGCUGGUGAGGCUCCAUGGCCCAAAGGAAAGCUCCACUACCUCAGUUACAUCCGACCAGCUCCCACUGACCAUGCAGAGCCCCAGUCUCAGGUGGCUUUUGGCUCCAAAACCCCAAGGCCUAAUCUGGACAGACUUCUGUUCAAGGCUGGUUCUAACCAUCUGACCGCCAAAGAGCCUCUCAGUGUCAUGGACGAGCGAUUCAUCCAGAAUGUGGUGAACCAGCUGGGAAGCCACAGCGUCAACAUGGAGGCUUUCAUGGGCAAAGACCUGGACCAGCUGGCUGGGGUCAUCACAGGAGCUCUGCAGGUGGUGGAUGAGGAGCAGCCCGGGGCUGGGGCCUGGCCAGGGCCAGGAGCCACAGACUCCGGGGGGGACAGGGAGGGUAAGAGGAAGCCACCGGUAACCGUGGAGCUGGAUCAAGACCAGGACCGAAAAUCAGUUAAAGGGCAGGAUCUAGACGAGGAAGACACACUGAGAGGAAACCUCCAAGGCCAACAAAUAGACGGUGCACACAAAGAGCCUGUUGACAAGCAUGCAGCCUUCCUCUCCAAGCUGUUGGACUACCUUAACCUGGAGCCUUUCGGUGAAACUCGAGAGGCCAGCAGUCAAGCAGAGGUCAACAGCGGCAGACCACCAGCCUCCAGCACCGGCCAGAAAAAAGUUGGACUGGAGAACGUGCAGAGCCGCACGACCCAGGGCCAGGUCCCCGUGCCCCAUCCCUGGGAGGAGAGGAACAUUGCCGUGCCGGAGAAGGCUGGCUCCGCCCUGCAUUUAACCGGGGGCUCUGAGGGGCCCGAUGCACAGGUGGACUCGGAGGUGGAGAAGUGGAUCCAGCGGAUGGGGGCCACAGCUGGGACGAAACAGCUGGAGGAGCCGCAGAAGAAGGACAUGAGAGUCAAAACCCAGUUGGUUCACGUGGGGGUGAAGGAGUUCUCCAGCAGGGGGAAGGACAGACACUUUGGCUACAUUAUCACCGACUCAGACUCCCUCCCCACUGACCAGGGCUUGGACCUGAUGGAGCGCCUGGCACAGACACUCAACCUCCACGCCACCGACCUCACUCAGCUCUCUGUCCUGGGUCCUGCGCUGACUUUCAGAGUUGGGCCAAACCCGAAGAAUGUGACCACAGCAGAUAUGGUUCAAGCUGCAGUCCAGCAGAAGCAGCAGCUGGAGAAGCAGACUGGCCUGAAGAUACUGGAGGCUGGAGUUAGUGAUAGGGGCAGCCUGACCCAGAUCCCCGUGGUGAAGGAGACCAGGGUGGAGUCGGGCCAGUUCCUGCUGCUUUCCGUCCUCUGCAUGCUCUUCAUCCUGGUCGUGCUGGCAGUAUCCGCCACUUUCUUCUGCCUGCGACAGCGAUCCCACCUCCGCAUGAAGGAGAAGCUGGCAAGCCUGGGGACUGACACUGGCACUGAUGCAACCGCAACCUAUCAGGAGCUGUGUCGCCAGCGAAUGGCAAUCCGGACGUCGGAGCGCGUCGAACGUCCGGAGACGCUGCGCCACUCACGGCUCAACAGCGUGUCGUCCCAGUUCAGCGAUGGGCCUGCGGCCAGCCCGUCAACCCGCAGCAGCACCUCCUCUUGGUGCGAGGAACCAGUUCCUUCCAACAUGGACAUCUCCACUGGACACAUGAUACUGUCGUACAUGGAGGACCACUUGAAGAACAAGAACCGUCUGGAGCGGGAGUGGGAGGCCCUGUGCUCCUACCAGGCAGAGCCCAGCGCCUGCGAUGUGGGCCAGGGCGAGCAGAACACCAAGAGGAACCGCUCGGACGCCGUGGUCGUAUAUGAUCAUUCCAGAAUCACCUUGAAAGCCGAGAAUAACCACGGCAACUCAGAUUACAUCAAUGCCAGUCCAAUAAUGGACCAUGACCCUCGCAACCCUACUUACAUCGCCGCACAAGGCCCACUUCCCUCCACGGUGGCAGACUUCUGGCAGAUGGUGUGGGAGAGCGGCUGCGUCGUCAUCGUCAUGCUGACCCCGCUCUCCGAAAACGGCGUGAAACAGUGUCACCACUACUGGCCUGACGAGGGGUCUGAUGUCUACCACAUCUACGAGGUCAACUUGGUGUCAGAGCACAUCUGGUGCGAGGACUUCCUGGUGCGCAGCUUCUACCUGAAGAACCUGCAGACCAACGAGACGCGCACCGUCACCCAGUUCCACUUCCUGUCCUGGAUGGACCGUGGGAUCCCGGACUCAGCCAGGACGCUGCUGGACUUCCGCAGAAAGGUUAACAAGUGCUACCGGGGUCGAUCUUGUCCGAUAAUUGUUCACUGCAGUGAUGGAGCUGGCAGGAGUGGGACUUACAUUCUGAUUGACAUGGUCCUCAAUAGGAUGGCUAAAGGUGCUAAAGAGAUUGAUAUUGCCGCUACCCUGGAGCACUUGAGAGACCAGCGAGCUGGCAUGGUCCAGACAAAGGAGCAGUUUGAGUUUGCGCUGACAGCCGUGGCAGAGGAGGUGAACGCCAUCCUGAAAGCGCUUCCUCAGUGAAGGCUCGAGCUGCACCCCCACCUUCCUCUCGCUCACUGAGCAGCGGCUCCUCUGCCCACUCAAGACUGACAUCUCUCUCUGCCCGUCCUCUACUUAGCUCCCUCUCCUCUGUCUGUCUCUCUCUCCCUCUCUCUCUCUCUCUCUCUCUCUCUCUCUCUAUCUUCUCCACUAUAUAUACUUAUGAAUGUUGUGCCAGAUAUCUCACCUGGAUCCAUAUUCACAAAUUGCCUUAGAGUAUGACUGUUGAUCUGGGGUCAGCGUCGUGUUUAGCGGUGAAUAAGAUUGUCGUAUGAUUGUAAGGACAGGCGGGGCGGUGGGGCCUGAUCUGCCAACUUCGAUCAGCACUCCUACUAUGAGACCCUUUGUCAAUAUGAACCCUGGUCCUCCAUAAGUGUGAUGUAUGAAGAUGUUACUGAACCUACUGUUCUAGUGCCACUAACAGCUAUUUCAAUGGCGUCAAGUGAAGAUUUUCUUUCCAAAAUGAGAUAUCCAACACUGGUGCAAAUAAUAAAAAAAAGUGCAAAUUAUUUCGCUUUGGAAAGGAUAAUAGGCAAGGUAAAUUAAGACCUUGCCAAAAAAAAAAAAAAAAAAAAAAAAUGAAAAUACUUAAGACUUAUUGCAUAAAUUGAGAUGUUGGAUGAUCAUGUUUGAAAAGAGGAUAUAAAGCGUUCUGGAAAUAAACUCUUCACAUGUUUCUGUUCCUCUGUGAUCUGAAUAAACUACUAUAUACCCAGCAUCACAUGCAUAGAUGUUGAUGUGUGUGUAUUGUAUUUUGAGCCCAGACAUACGAGUCCUGUAUUACUAAAAGAGAGGUGCUCUGGUUGUUUUAAAAGCCUCUCAAAUGAUAAAAAUCUUUUAUUGACUUAUGCAUUCCUCAUUGAUAUUGCCUCCAUUGUUUCACACCAUGAAUUGUUUGUUGCACAAACAUUUCUUUUAAUAUCAGUGUGAUAGACGUAAACAAAUUUCUGAAAUAGUGACUGCUUCCAUUCAGAAAUACUGUUAUGUCAUUGUGUAUUGAUACUAACAGUAUAUUUAAGAAGAAAUUAUAUUGACAUGGUUGUUACAUUUGUUUGUCCCUCCAUCACUGGUAUAUUGUGAUUUUUUUGUGCAACAUGACAGGUUAUUCUCUCUAUGUAUAGACAAUGAAUGACUUUAUGAAUCCCUAUAGUGCUAUCUGAAAUAUAUAUAUUGAGAGCCUCAAGGAAAACUAUAUAUUUUGUGUGGAAAAAGUAACAUUCAGAUUGUUAAUAAAUCAUAGUACAGAUUGUA
Messenger RNA from Myripristis murdjan (pinecone soldierfish), 4524 nucleotides. RefSeq names its product protein tyrosine phosphatase receptor type N2 (gene ptprn2). The record is from RefSeq and is a predicted model, not a curated record. The transcript has 22 exons. Gene Ontology annotation, cellular component: secretory granule; synapse. Lineage: Eukaryota; Metazoa; Chordata; Actinopteri; Holocentriformes; Holocentridae. Gene Ontology annotation, biological process: protein dephosphorylation; regulation of secretion; insulin secretion involved in cellular response to glucose stimulus. Gene Ontology annotation, molecular function: protein tyrosine phosphatase activity. The coding region runs from base 1 to 3255 and encodes 1084 amino acids.